AUGGGGCUGAGUGAGAAGGAAGGCCUGGACAUGGAUGACAUACCCUAUAUCUUAGAAGGCCAUUUUCCUGACAGAUACCAGUUUAAUUCCUUGAAACUAAUGCCAAAAGGUAUUGGUAACCAUACAGGCUGCCCAUUGCUGGAGGACAGAGUCCAUUGUGUGGCAUUUGUGUUCAAUGCCAACUCUGUUGAACAGCUCUCCUAUCAGAUGGUGAAAAAGAUCAAAAGAAUUCGAAGGGAGUUGAUUAAGUCUGAAAAACAUGUGUGUAUGGUCAGUCACUCUGUCAUGUCCAACUCUCUCCAGCCCAUGAACUGUAGCUCUUGUAGCUCUUCAGGCUUCUCUGUUCGUAGAGUUUUGAAGGAAAGAACACUGGAGUGGUUCGUCAUUUCCUCCUCCAGGGGAUCUCCCUGA
This is a messenger RNA of Rangifer tarandus platyrhynchus (Svalbard reindeer), 411 nucleotides long. The record is from the annotation of a GenBank genome assembly. Lineage: Eukaryota; Metazoa; Chordata; Mammalia; Artiodactyla; Cervidae.